AUGGCCACGGUCGCAGAUCUCCCCACUUUACCAGAGAUAGCGAAGGCCUUUGCAUACGCGAAACAGCAUUGCACAGAAGCAGUCUAUAACCAUGCGAUGCGCUCCGCAUACUGGGCAAUGAUCAUCGCCAAAAAGCUUCCCGAGUUCCACGAUAACCCGCGACUGAAUCUCGUGGCAGUCUUUGUUAGCUGUAUUCUUCACGACAUGGGCUGGGCCAAGACACCAGAACUGAUAUCGGCGGACAAGCGGUUCGAGGUUGAUGGUGCCAAUAUUGCGCGGGACUUUAUUCAUAACGAGCUGUCUCAUGCCGGUACCGAAUCAUGGAGCGAUGAUACUAUUCAACGUGUGUGGGAUUCGAUCGCUCUACAUACAACGCCCUCUAUUGCUCGACAUGCGGCGCCUGAUGUUGCUCUCACUAAUUUGGGCAUCACGGCGGAUUUUGCAGGCCCAGCGCUUCCCGGGCCUGAUGGGGAAACGCUUAUCACAUACGAGGAAUACUUUGCUGUCAUGAAAGUCUUCCCUCGCGCUGGCUUUAACUCGGAUGGAUUCAAGGACAUCAUGUGCUGGCUGUGCCGUACAAAGCCUGAGACAACCUACGAUAACUUUGUCGGGGAUUUCGGAUGCCGAUUCGGACCUGACGGUACUGGGGAAGGGGUUGAGGAGUUUAAAUCAGCGAAGACAGCAAGACAGACCAUUGACAUUCUGAUGUCGGGCCUGGAAAAGUUGGACUCAAUUGAUCCUCAGUAG
This is a messenger RNA of Penicillium maclennaniae, 747 nucleotides long. RefSeq lists its product as uncharacterized. The coding region runs from base 1 to 747 and encodes 248 amino acids. The transcript has 2 exons. Lineage: Eukaryota; Fungi; Ascomycota; Eurotiomycetes; Eurotiales; Aspergillaceae. The record is from RefSeq and is a predicted model, not a curated record.